AACUGCCAUGUACAACGGGGGUUAGUAGGGGCCCCAAUACCAAAUCUUUGCCCCAUAGCCUCCAAGGAGGUUAAUCCGGCCGUGCGUGAAAGGCACAAACUGGGGCUGAGACGCGGUAGAACAAAUCCAGCAGACGAUAUGAAACAGAAUCCCCCAGUAUGAAGAGAAAUUAGGAGGCUCACAUCAGUAUUUGAUGCACAGAUAAGAGAAGGUGCCGCCUGGCAGACUCGGCGCAGGGAGGUCGAUGCCCACACAAAUCCAUUGGAGACUUCCUGGUUAGCUUUGCUGGGUUUUGUUGUCCCGGCGCCCGCAGAGCUUUCUGGACCCGACAGAGGAGCGGGCCUGUUUCCAUUCUCGGUCCUCGGCCGGUGGGUCGCACACGGAUAAAAAAAAACGCCAGCGAACACGCCCGUCGACACCGAGGCGGCGGCGAGAGUGGGAGCCGAGCCGAGCCGAGCCGAGCCGCAGGGGCCGCGGAGAGCAGCAGUCCGGGGAUCAGUGAGGCUAGCUCGCACUGAGCUAUCAGGCGGAGCCGCGGGGGGGGGGGGACUCCCACUCUCACUUUUAGUCUGUUUUAACUUCGCGAGUCUCCGAACUUCGCGGAGACUUCGAGAAAACUCUCGUAGACAAGCCAGGAGGCUGCGAGCAUGUGGUUGGAGCCACGGGCCUUGUAGGAUGAAGAGCCCGGCGCACCGCACCAGGGACAUCGAGCGGCAAGCUGGCUACCUGAAGCCCGAGCACUGCGCCCCUCCCCCGCUCCGCACCAGCUCCGACACCAUGUGGUUCAUCCGCGACGGCUGCGGCAUCGUGUGCGGCAUCAUCACCUGGUUCCUGGUCUUCUACGCCGAGUUUGUGGUGGUGUUCGUCAUGCUGCUGCCUGCCAAGAACGUGGCCUAUAGCCUCUUCAACGGGGUGCUCUUCAACGGACUCGCCUUCCUCGCACUCGCCUCUCACGCCAGGGCUAUGUGCACAGACCCGGGAGCCGUGCCUAAAGGGAACGCUACCAAAGAAUUCAUCGAAAGCCUGCAGCUCAAACCAGGACAGGUGGUGUACAAAUGUCCCAAGUGCUGCAGCAUCAAGCCUGACAGAGCUCACCACUGCAGUGUGUGUAAACGCUGCAUCAAAAAGAUGGACCACCACUGUCCCUGGGUGAACAACUGUGUCGGCGAGAACAACCAGAAAUACUUUGUGCUCUUCACAAUGUACAUUGCACUAAUAUCCUUCCAUGCACUAGUCAUGGUGGCUUUCCAUUUUGUGCUCUGUUUUGAAGAAGACUGGACAAAGUGCAGUAACUUCUCUCCACCAGCAACCGUCAUCCUCCUCAUCCUCCUCUGCUUUGAGGGCCUCCUCUUUUUGAUCUUCACUGCAGUCAUGUUUGGGACUCAGGUUCACUCCAUUUGUACCGAUGAGACGGGUAUUGAGCAGCAAAAAGAGGAGAGAAGAUGGGCCAAAAAGUCUAAAUGGAUGAAUAUGAAAGUGGUGUUUGGCCAUCCGUUCUCUGUAGCCUGGCUGAGCCCGUUCGCAACACCCGACCACGGCAAGGCGGAGGUGUACCAGUACAUCGUGUGAAAGCUGGAAACUAAGCUGAGCUCUGCUGCUUUGGACUUAGACUGAUCAGUCCUGGUAUGCCCUCCUAUUGGCUGGACCUCAACGAGCAUGAACUCCUCGUAACCACUUACACAUUUUCUUUCAUUUAUUGAAAUUUCAGGGUAUUUCGUUGUGAGCUUUUACACUGUUUAUUUUUUUAAAAUAUUGUCACCUUCUUUACAUUUUAUAGUUUCUCUCUUGGUGCUUACUGAGAUCAAGGAGGUGUAGCUAUACUAAAAAAAAAAAAAUCUCGAACUCAACAGCGAAAGCUUCACAAGAAGCACUUAAUAAAAGUUGUUGAAACAACACCAAGAGACUAAGUUCUGCCUUCUCCGGAGUACAGUUUCCUGCAUCAUUUCCUGCUUCCAAGACUAAACAAUGUGAACUGAAGUCCAGAAUGUUUUCACACUAAGCAACACAGCCCGGGUGCCAAGCCGGUCACCUGGUUUUGUCAUCCUCUAGACAUCAUCCCUGUCACCUCUUGUAUUGCUGUAUUUCUGUCGAUGCAAAAGUUUUUUUGCUGGAUACUGCUGACGAUUUGCCUUAGAACCAGUGCAUUAGUGAACGGUGGCAUCUGCUAUUUUUUUUUUUUUUUUUUCCCCUAAUUCUGUUAUUUUGCCUUAAUGUGAGAGUCAGCAUUAGACAGGAUCACACUGGUUAAUAUUAUUUUAAAUGGGUUUGUCGUAUCCUUCUGCGAUGCCGGAUAAGUGGAUGUGUUCAGAGUAAACGUCAUCAAGUUUUCUUUUGAUUCACAUUGACUUGUUGUCUGCACCAAACCCCACCUGUCUGGCACGCUAAGAAAGUUUGAACAAAUCACGUGCAAGAGCAGUUUGAGCGUGUCCUUUUGUUUAGAGGAGCUAUUAGCCAAGCGUGGUCAAAAGGCUGUAGGAUAGAGAGCUGCAUUAGCCUCACAGUGGCCAGUUAAAGUUAUAAUCCUUAAGAUUUCAGUCGUGGUUGAUCUGGUGACACCUGUGGUUACUGAUGGUAGCAGCAAGUGCGGUUUAAUAUCACAGCAAGUGCUCGUUGAGCAGCUACUUUGUCAGAAACACAACAGAGGACCAACUGGUUGAUUUUAUUUACAGUGCAGCCUGACAAACUCAAAAGAAGCCAGUCAGUAAUUGGUUGUGUUACAUGAUGCCAUAAGCAACAGCGAUCUGAUUUCAUGCUGCACGUGGUGCGAGUAGUUUACCACACAACGGCAGGGCACAGUGAAAGGAGUUGGUUACCUUGCAUUGGAGUUUUCACCAGUAGCUCUUCAUCUAACAACUCACUGUAACUGGUCCCACUUAGUCAUUGCUGCUUGCUGUCCGUGCUAACUUUGGCAAAUAAUACAUUUUGUGUCCUGUGAUUGCUUCACAGCAGAAGUGACCCAGUGUUUUGCAAGUUGAGUGCUUUUAAUGUGAGGCGGCAGUAACUUAAUACAGCUUUGAUAAGGGGUUAGGAGGGCGAACAGUAAACAAUAGCAGAGUUUUCAUCCAAAUUUUGUACAUAUUUUAAAUGAAUUUCCAGAAAAACGCUAAAAGAAAAUGUGAAUUCACGCGUGUUUCCAUCCACUACUGUUAUUUGAAAUUUAGGAGUUGUUUCAUCGAGAAACAGUUGGUUUAUGUCUGCAGAAGAACAGUGUGCAAUGAAGAUGAUGUAUUUAACACAGCACCAGUCAAAACAUGAUGAAAAUGUUUUUAUCAUGUAUUAAUUUGAAGGACAGUUCCCUUAUUGCUCCGCACAAAUCAAAUUUUUUCCAUAUGCCACAAUUUUUGUCUCUUCAUCGGAUGUUUAAAGGUGCUAUAUGUAAGUUUUUGCUAUCGCUACAUAGCAAAAACUUACAUAUAGCAAGUUGGCUAUGUAGCUGUAGCUAUUGCUACAUAGCCAACAUUAGCAUUAACAGCUGUUUACUUACCUGUUUACUUACCAGUUUACUUACGCUGCGAGUUCAGCAUCAAACUUAAUUCCUGUACCUGCCAAGAGCUGUGUCCAGCGAUGGAAAGCAAAGCCAGUGUUUACUCUUGUUUUGCUUGUAUUUCUAUCACUUCUUUUCUUCUCCUGAAGUUGGCAUGCUAACCAGCUAGCACUGGCCCGGCCCAUCAUGUAACACCACUUUGCGAUAGUGAGUCACUGUAGCUUCCAGUCUGCACCUCAGUCCAACAUGAGAGGAUCAGGAAGUAGCGAUACUCAGAGGGAAUAUUCUAACCUCCUCUUGUAAACGCAACAAUGGCUGAAGCUCUUGGUAAGUAAACAGCUGUCACUGCUAACGUUGGCUAUGUAGAUAUAACAUCUUUAAAUGACAUAUUUCGUGUAAAUUGUGAUUUAUUCACAAAGUCUGUUUCCAUUGCACUUUGUCGCGUUUUGUUUCUAACUUUUUUUUGUUAACUUUUCCACCUCAGCCAAGUGCAAAAACGUUUGUGAUCUUUCAAGUUUUGUUUUCCAGACUUGCAGCAUUUCCACUAAGGUGAUUUUACACGCAGAUUGAAAAUGAAACAGGUGGAUGGAAAUGCACUUAGUGAGGCUGAUAUGAGUGAGAUAUAUUUAAAAACAGUAAUGCUGGAUGACAUGCUUACCUCAUUUUCUUUGAAUUCUUUGUGCGUGUGAAGGUAAAUUUGAAUCCAGUGCAGGAGUGACAGACUCCACCACUAACAACGAAAACUGUUUAUAGAAAGUUAAUUACUAAAUGUAAAUACAUUGAAUGGUUAUUGCUGAAAAAAAUGCAGAACGCAAAUAAUAUCAAAAAUUACUAUUUAUUUAUUUCAUGGCAGUCUUAAGGAUUAUAACUUUAAAAUCUGAGACUUGGCAGGUGAAGAAAGUCAUGAUUCUAGACCAAGAGGCAGACCGGCUUGUAUGAUUUUUGAAAGUGACACUUGACUUUUAAAAUCCACCAGGCAGUUUGACCGGUGUCUUUUUGCUCAUUUGACAAGUCUGUACCGUAAAUGUAGACGACCUCUUUGCUUGAUAACCGUCACAGUCACCAGCUCAGAUGGAAAGUCAGGGAAUAAAGCAAUUCACAUUUCUCUCUGAAUGCACUGACCCUAAGUGUAAUUCACUUGCUCUCCACUGAUGGAAUCUUCUUAUGGAUAAUCCAGUCGUAGAUUCGUGGUGACUGGAGGAGAAAAAAAGCCUUACAGGGUGAAGCGUUGAUUAAAAUUUAGCCCGGUGGGAAAACGUUCACUGAGGCCCAAAAGACUCAUGCUAGAUAUGCAUAUUUUAACUGUCGCAGCUGCGGACAACGCCAGGCCGCCCAAUGCGAAGAGACCAGAUUUUACCUGUGGUGACGAGAAUUUGAUGCAGAUAAGAAACAGGCCAAAUUACAGUUGAUUUAACACUAAAAAGGCCUUUGCCCAAAUGUGUUCGAAAGCCUUACUGUAGUAUAAAUCGUGCUUUUUGAAGAUGAUGAAAGAAUUUAUUAAAACAUAGCCUCCAUGUUGCCAAAUUGAAUGCUUAAUGAACGGAGGCAGCAAAGUAACCAUUUCAAGUAUAGAGCAUUACCGAGAAUGAAAUUUUCUUAGGCUUUUAAAAUCACCGGAGAUUUUUAAAAAAUGUUACGUUAAUGUGGUGAUGCAACAGUUGCUAUCCCGUUUACACAUACAGUACACCAGCUUUCUUCUUUUUCUAAAAUCGUUCAAUAUGUUGUGUGGUCAUGUAUGAAUACUAUUUGUAGUACCUGCUGUGGACCACAUGAUGAUUUUUUUGUUGGUUUUGACUGGUGUUUGUUUCAAGGGGAAUGAAAUAAAACUAUGUAAGUGACAAUGUUCCUUUAA
Xiphias gladius (swordfish) is the source of this 5336-nucleotide messenger RNA. It is a transcript of the gene zdhhc3b, whose product is annotated as zinc finger DHHC-type palmitoyltransferase 3b. Gene Ontology annotation, cellular component: Golgi apparatus; endoplasmic reticulum. The record is from RefSeq and is a predicted model, not a curated record. Gene Ontology annotation, biological process: protein targeting to membrane; peptidyl-L-cysteine S-palmitoylation. Lineage: Eukaryota; Metazoa; Chordata; Actinopteri; Istiophoriformes; Xiphiidae. Gene Ontology annotation, molecular function: protein-cysteine S-palmitoyltransferase activity.